AGUGGGCGACAGCUGAAAAGGCGGCGAACGGAAGGGGCCGGCCACCGACGCUCGCGCGGUUCCUUCUGGGAGUUGUAGUUUCACAAGCCCCAUGCCCGGGCUGGCGCCGGUCGGACUCCGCGUCCCAACAUCCUCUGCGCUAACUCUGGAGCACUUCCGCCCUGUUGUGAAGUGGGUGUCUCGGUGGCGCCUUGGGAAUCAGCCCUUGUCACACAAGCCCCACAAAGGACACUGUCCAUGCAGAAAGCCGAAGACAGCCCAGCUGAAGUGAGGCAUCUGGGCUAGACCAUGGCUGUGGUCUUGGACUCUCGGUCCCAGGCCUCUCCCCCACCAGAGCCUGAAGACCUCCUGAUUGUGAAACUGGAAGAGGACUCUUGGGACUCAGAACCCAAACUCCUGGAGAGGCACCAUGAGCCUGUUCCUGGCCCUGAGGCCUCCCGCCGGCGCUUCCGACAGUUUCAGUACAGGGAUGCCGCUGGGCCCCAUGAAGCCUUCAGCCAGCUCUGGGCUCUCUGCUGCCGUUGGCUGAGGCCAGAGAUCCGCCUCAAAGAGCAGAUCCUGGAGCUGCUGGUGCUGGAGCAGUUCCUGACAAUCUUACCCAGGGAGGUCCAGACCUGGGUGCAGGCGCGCCAUCCCGAGAGUGGGGAGGAAGCGGUAGCUCUGGUGGAGGACUGGCACCGUGAGGCCCGGGCAGCAGGACGGCGGGAAUUGGAACUGUGUGCAAAAGAGGCCAAGUCUUUAAAGGCAGUGCGAGAAUCUCAGAGCUUCCAGCUACAGGCAGUAGAUCACUGGCCCGAGGGACCAUCCCAGAAGCAGUGGAUGAAGAAUUCAUGUCGCGAUGUUCCCAAGCAUCUAAAUCCUAAGAUGGCACCACAGCCCUUGAAAGAGAGUGCUAUCCUCACUCCCCAAGUCCCUGCUCUCCCAAAGGUGGGCAGUGUUGGAGAUUGGGAGGUGACAGUCGAGUCCCAGGAAGCCUUGGGUCCCGGCAAGCAAGUGGAGAAGGAGUUCUGUGAGGACACUGUGGGAGAUGACUGUGGAGACCAUGUGUGCCUGGGAGUUCCAGUUUCAAAGGCUAGCAUCACCUCACAGCAAGAGCAAGGAUCAGAAUUUUGGGGCUUAAGCCUUGUAAAUUCCACAAAAAGGAACUCUGCAGAUGAUAUCCUGGAUAAUGAGCAAACAAAAGCAGCCCCAGCACUGGCCUGGAAGGACUCAAAGGCCUGGGAGGAACAGUGCCAGUGGGAUGUGGAGGACAUGAAGGUGUCAGGCGUUCACUGGGGCUACGAGGAGACCAAGACUUUUUUGGCAAUUUUGAGUGAGUCUCCCUUCUCUGAAAAGCUCCGGACUUGCCACCAAAACCGCCAGGUGUACCGGGCCAUUGCAGAGCGACUAAGAGCUCGGGGCUUCCUCCGGACACUAGAGCAGUGUCGUUACAGGGUCAAAAACCUCCUGCGGAACUACCGGAAGGCCAAGAGCAGCCACCCCCCGGGGACCUGCCCUUUCUAUGAGGAGCUGGAGGCCUUGGUGCGGUCUCGGAUGACUGUCAGAGCCACAGGCGGUCCGGGAGAGGCCAUGGCACUGCCCAGGCUGGGGGAUAGUGAUGCAGAGAUGGACGAGCAGGAGGAAAGAGGCUGGGAACCAGAGGAAACAGCAGAAUGUUGUAACGGUGCUGGCCCCGCCACUGACGAGUCCAGCCAGGGACACAAGAUCUCAGGGCAUCCAACACUGCUACAAAGUCGAAUUGCAGGUGUGCACUGGGGCUACGAGGAAACCAAGGCCUUCCUGGCAAUCCUCAGUGAGUCUCCGUUCUCUGAGAAGCUCCGCACCUGUCACCAGAACAGCCAGGUGUACCGGGCCAUCGCAGAGCGGCUGUGUGCCCUGGGCUUCCUGCGGACAUUGGAACAGUGUCGCUACCGAUUCAAAAACCUGCUUCGAAGCUAUCGGAAAGCCAAGAGCAGUCAUCCACCUGGGACGUGCCCCUUCUAUGAGGAGCUGGAUUCCCUGAUGAGGGCUCGGAUCGCAGUCAGGGCACUGGGGGCUGUCCGGGAGAGCACAGGGGGCCACAUGGAGGCUGGCAGUGUUGAGGUCUGGGGCGAGGUGGCAGGUGGAGAUGCAAUGAGGGCUAAAACUCCAGACACAGGCUUUGAGAUGAGAUGUGAGGAUGAAGAUGAGACUUGGGAGCAGGACAUUCUUGAGGAGUCUCCCGGACACUUAUCACAGUGUAUUCCAGAUGCUGUUUGCCGUGCUCAUGACUGGGGGGAAGACAGUGACCAUGAAAACAGCGGUGAGGGGGAGUUGGAGGACCCCCCAGAGGAACAGUGGGAGGAGUGUUCAUCUGAAGAGGACUUAGAAAAACUCAUUGACCACCGAGGCCUGUAUCUUGCAGAGAAACCCUACAAGAGUGACACCUGUGUGAAGAGUUUCAGCCGGAGCUCCCACUUCCUUGCUCACCAGCAGGUGCACACAAAUGAGAAGGCCCAUAAACGCCUGGUGUGUGGGAAAGGCUUUCAUGACUGUUCUGACCUCAGUACCUAUCAGGGACUUCACACUGGACAGCAACCCUACAAAUGCCUUGAAUAUGAGCAGAGCUUUAGCGAUCACUCCAGUUUGGUCACCCAUCAGAGAAUCCAUGUGGGUGAGAAGCCCCAUCAGUGUGGGGAAUGCUGGGAAAGCUUUAAUCAGAGUUCAAACCUUCUGAAGCAUCAGAGGGUCCACUGGGGAGGAGAUCCUGAGCAGCGCAGUGAGCCUGGGGAGCGCUUGGGCAGAAGCCCAUCUCGUAGUGCUCACUGGAGAAGCUCCACAGGGGAGACGACUCCCGAGGAAGCUCCAAGUAGCAGGAAGAGCCUGCCGCCCAGCACCCACUUAGAGGAGAAACUCUAUCAGUGUUCGGAAUGUGGAAGAAGCUUCUCCAAGAGUUCUGCUCUCAUCAGCCACCAAAGAAUCCACACGGGUGAGAAACCCUACGAGUGCGGCGAGUGUGGGAAGAGCUUUAGUAAGAGCUCCACUCUGGCCAACCACCAGCGGACCCACACCGGGGAGAAGCCCUACAAGUGUGUGGACUGCGGCAAGUGCUUCAGCGAGCGCUCCAAGCUCAUCACACACCAGAGAGUGCACACGGGCGAGAAGCCUUACAAAUGCCUCGAGUGCGGCAAGUUCUUCCGUGACCGCUCUAAUCUCAUCACCCACCAGAGGAUCCACACCGGGGAGAAGCCCUACCAGUGCCGGGAGUGUGGCAAAUGCUUCAACCAGAGCUCCAGCCUGAUUAUCCACCAGAGGACCCACACUGGAGAGAAGCCCUACAAGUGCACAGAGUGUGGCAAAGACUUCAACAACAGCUCCCACUUCAGUGCCCACCGCAGAACCCACACAGCUGGCAAGGCAUCAUAGGAGACCCUCCCCGAGCACAAGCACAGAAGGCGACCAGUGUUUACCUCCCUCGAGAGCACAGGACACGUGCUAAAAAGAAGUCCACCUGUUUGUAAACUGGGUGUAUACCCAGGAAGGUUAUCUUGGUAUCAUCCAGGUAAUUUGGAAGUGAAUUCAGACACUAAGGAUCCAC
Ochotona princeps (American pika) is the source of this 3556-nucleotide messenger RNA. RefSeq names its product zinc finger and SCAN domain containing 20 (gene ZSCAN20). Gene Ontology annotation, cellular component: nucleus. Gene Ontology annotation, molecular function: RNA polymerase II cis-regulatory region sequence-specific DNA binding; DNA-binding transcription activator activity, RNA polymerase II-specific. The record is from RefSeq and is a predicted model, not a curated record. Gene Ontology annotation, biological process: regulation of transcription by RNA polymerase II. The coding region runs from base 289 to 3384 and encodes 1031 amino acids. NCBI's taxonomy places the organism in Eukaryota, Metazoa, Chordata, Mammalia, Lagomorpha, Ochotonidae. The transcript has 8 exons.